Molecule: messenger RNA, 853 nt
Organism: Gastrolobium bilobum
Lineage: Eukaryota; Viridiplantae; Streptophyta; Magnoliopsida; Fabales; Fabaceae
Product: DNA-directed RNA polymerases II, IV and V subunit 9A
Exons: 4
Coding region: 124-468 (114 amino acids)
Biological process (GO): transcription-coupled nucleotide-excision repair; transcription initiation at RNA polymerase II promoter; DNA-templated transcription
Cellular component (GO): RNA polymerase II, core complex
Molecular function (GO): nucleic acid binding; DNA-directed RNA polymerase activity; zinc ion binding
Source: RefSeq, a predicted model, not a curated record
ACCUAUUUAGGAGUAGUACAGUAGAGAGUGCGAGGACGGCAGAAAAACCCGCCAAAAGAGAAAGGCGAAGUGCGAUUGAAGUCGAAGUGUAGCUCUCUACUCCUUCAAUUUCAUCCUUGCAAGAUGAGUACCUUGAAAUUUUGCCGCCAAUGCAACAACGCUCUGUACCCUAAGGAAGACAAGGAGCACAAUAUUCUCCUUUACGCUUGCCGCCACUGCGAUCACGAGGAGGUUGCUGAUAAUAACAUUGUCUACAGAAACAAGAUACAUCAUUCUGUUGAAAAGCGAACUCAAGUGUUGCAAAAUGUAGCUGCAGAUCCAACUCUUCCUCGCACCAGGAAUGUCCGCUGUUCUCAAUGCAAUCAUGGAGAAGCUGUCUUUUUCCAGGAAACGGCCAGAGGGGAAGAAGGCACUACACUUAUUUUUGUUUGCUGCAAUCCAAGCUGUGGCAACAGAUGGAGAGACUAGGACACUUCAUACCUUGCUCAAGUCAAGGUUCAACGUUGGGGAAUUCAACAUCUCUAAUAGUUCACUCUUGGAUGGGAGAGAAACACUGUUUUUGUAUAAUACUUGGCUGAUACGAGGACAUUCAUACUGAAGUUUUUGUGUUAGCUGUUUAAAUUCCCUAAUCACUGAUUAUUGAUGGAGUUCAUGGUUAAAUCCUCAUCAUUUAGGUUUUCUAAAGGGUGGGAGGAUGUACCAAAGUACUUGUCCUCUUUCUCAUUCCCAUUACCAACAUUUACAUUCAGUAUUUGCUUCUGAUGGCAUAGCUUCUCCCACUGUUAGACGUUUAGAUGAUCUAGCCCUGACCACUCCCCAUCUAAUUUUUCAUAACAAGUCUACAUAGUCUAAU